Lepisosteus oculatus (spotted gar) is the source of this 1156-nucleotide messenger RNA. RefSeq names its product mitochondrial ribosomal protein S18A (gene mrps18a). Gene Ontology annotation, cellular component: mitochondrial small ribosomal subunit; ribosome. The record is from RefSeq and is a predicted model, not a curated record. NCBI's taxonomy places the organism in Eukaryota, Metazoa, Chordata, Actinopteri, Semionotiformes, Lepisosteidae. Gene Ontology annotation, biological process: mitochondrial translation. Gene Ontology annotation, molecular function: small ribosomal subunit rRNA binding; structural constituent of ribosome.
AAGUCUUGCCUGUGACAGCAGAAGGUCAGCGGCAAGAUGGCAGCGCGCAGCAUGUUGAGGUCUGUGUAUCUGUCUGCUAUAGGUUUUCAGCAUCUCGCUAUAAAUUAUCAACAAAAGAUUUUCCAAAAGUUUACUGGGACUCCAAUAUUAUCUGUUUUGGGGAGCUGUCCGAGCAGAGGCAUCAGAGAAGUGGUGGAGAAAAAAGAUGGAAAAACAACCGUAAUAGAAGGAAAGUUAGUUGCUACUCAACCUCAGCCUGAACCACCAAACCCUUCUGGGCAGUGUCCAAUCUGCCGUUGGAACCUGAAGCACAAGUAUAAUUACACAGAUGUGCUGCUGCUCAGCCAGUUCAUCCGGUCGGAUGGGGGGAUGCUGCCUCGCCGUGUCACCGGACUGCGCACAGAAGAGCACCGAAAGAUCGAAGUGUGCGUGAAAAUGGCACACAGAGCUGGACUGCUUCCAGACCACAAGCCACUUUUGCCAGAGGGUCAUGUUCCAAAGAAACAAAAGCCACAGCUAAAUAGGUAUUUAACCCGUUGGUCUGUUGACACAGUGAAGCCUAUUUGGAAAAAAGGACUGAAAUGGUGCAAGAAACCAAUGCCUGUAGGCCACUAUAAACUGCAAGAUAAUGUCCAAUAUGGGAAGAAACCAUACUAUAUAAACCACUGAAAAAUGUUACAAAAUCUGAUAAUUAAAAGCAAAUGCAAUAACAAAUACAUGGUAGAAUUUUUUCAUUCAUCCACCUAUUUUUAUCCAUUCAAGGUUUGAAUAUUUAUACUGGCCAGAUAAAAAAACAUCAUAGAUUUGUGAAAAAUUGUAUAAAGGCAUUAGCUGUACACUUUGCAGAACUGUAUUUCUUUCCAUAGCUUUGUAAUAUACUGAAACUACCUGGAAUGUAAUGUACAGUUUAUAGGCUAGUGUACAUUUUUUGUCACAAAUAAAUGCUGUAAAAGUUUAAUUUGAAAUGCAUUUUAUUGACAGUGCAUUUACAUUCAAAUUUUCGAAUUGUAAUCAUAUACCAAACAUUUGUUUUGUACUUUAAAAAAGAGAAAGGAAUUAUCUGGUAUGUGUCUUGUGUUUGACAAGGUCCCAAAAUAAAGUACUAUGUAAAUAAAAAUACCUGUGUUGCCAUAUAAAUAAAAUACCUUUGUUUCAA